AUGGGUUGGGGUUGGGGUAAUUGGGGUUGGGGAACAGGUAACCGUGGUGGUGUAGGUGGCAACGGUAAAAAAGGUGGCCGUAAGGGAUGGAGUUCAUAA
This is a messenger RNA of Dictyostelium discoideum AX4, 99 nucleotides long. RefSeq lists its product as hypothetical. The record is from RefSeq and is a predicted model, not a curated record. Bases 1 to 99 code for a protein of 32 amino acids. Lineage: Eukaryota; Evosea; Eumycetozoa; Dictyosteliales; Dictyosteliaceae. The transcript has a single exon.